AAUGUUUUUAAGUUUUUAUCAUACUGAAUUGCAAAUUAAAAAAUCCCCUCUCUAUUUACGCUGUAAAAGUGAAGUUGGUAUAGUUUAUAUUCGUGAUAGAUGUAAAAAAGUUUAGUUCGAAAAAGAUUCUUAAAGAACACGAUGGCACCAGGACUUAGUAAACACACAUUUAAAUAUGCUUUAGUUGGAACCGUAACGAUUAGUACUUUGGUGUGGUUGUUAAAAAAAAAAGGAAGGAAACAUUCUGCAAAAUCCAGAAAUGUGUGGUCUACUAAUGAAAUACAAUAUAUCAUCAAAGAGAAAAAAUCAAAAGGGCCAAAAGUACAAGUUGACAAAGUAUUUUUGCAAGAGUUAUAUAAACUUUUGACUAUUGGCAUUCCUGGAGUAUUAUCAAAUGAAUUUCUUUUUUUAUUGCUUAUCGCUGGUUCUUUAACUGCUAGAACCAUAUGUGAUCUUUGGCUGAUAAAUAUGAGCACUCUUAUUGAAACAUCAAUUAUCACUAUGAAUCUUGAUUUAUUCAAGAAACUUCUGUUAAAAUUUGUCAUUAUAUUACCUAGUGUAGCAAUUGUGACCAACAUUAUGAAAUAUAGUAUAAGCGAAAUGAAAUUAAGAUUGCGCACAAAUCUAACACAUUAUUUAAUGAAUCAAUAUCUUAAGGGCUUUACAUAUUAUAAAAUAAAUAAUUUAGAUGCUCGCAUUGCAAAUCCAGAUCAACUACUAACAAUUGAUAUAGAUAAAUUUUGCGAAAGUUUUACAGACUUAUAUGGAAAUAUAAUGAAACCACUUCUUGACAUUAUUAUAUAUGCCUCCAAACUCACCAUUAAUCUAAGUGGACAAACACCACUUUUGUUGAUUUCAUAUCUACUGGUAGCUGGUACUUGUAUAACCACUUUGAGAAGGCCAGUGGCACAAAUGACUAUGAAAGAACAGCAGUUGGAAGGUGAAUACCGACAUAUCAAUACACGCUUAAUAACGAAUUCGGAAGAAAUAGCAUUUUACCAAGGAAAUAAUAGAGAGAAAUUAACUUUGCUAACUAGUUUUCACAAAUUGAUUACACAUCUUCGUAAAUUUUUGGAAUUUAAAUUUUUAUUAGGGAUACUGGACAAUUUCAUUGGAAGAUAUUUGGCAAUGGUAGUUGGAUUUUAUGCCGUGAGUAUACCAUUCUUUAAAAAAGAUCAUCCCGUUCUUUCAGGCUCCUCUGAACAUCGAUUUAAACAUUAUUAUACAUAUGGAAGAAUGUUGGUAAAAUUUGCAGAAGCAAUAGGUGUAUUCAUAUUAGCAAGCAGAGAGAUAACAAGAUUAGUAGGUUUCACAGCAAGAGUUACAGAAAUAAAAAAUGUACUGAAUGAGUUGAAUUCAGGAAAAUAUGCUAGAACAAUGAUCACAAACUUGAGUGAUGAUUCAAAAGUUCAUCCAGGUGCAGGAAAGAUUGUUGCAAAAGAUAAUAUUAUACGAUUCGAACAUGUUCCACUUGUAACACCAAAUGGAGACAUUCUUAUUAAAGAAUUGACAUUCGAAGUUCAAUCUGGCAUGAAUGUAAUAGUUUGUGGUCCAAACGGUUGUGGGAAAAGCUCUUUGUUCAGAAUUCUUGGAGAGUUGUGGCCUGUUUGGGGUGGUACAGUUAUAAAACCACCACGUGGAAAAUUAUUUUAUAUACCACAACGUCCUUACAUGACAUUGGGUACUUUAAGAGACCAAGUUAUCUAUCCUCAUACUAAAGCAGAAAUGGUCAGACGUGGACAAAUGAGCGACGAAGAUUUGCAGAAUUUUUUAAAUUUAGUACAAUUAAGUCAUCUUUUGAAAAGAAAUUUUCAAGAAGAUUCUGGAAAUCAAGGAUGGGAUGCUGUAGGCGAUUGGAUGGAUAUUUUAUCAGGAGGUGAAAAGCAACGUAUUGCGAUGGCUAGAUUGUUUUACCACAAACCGCAAUUUGCAAUAUUAGAUGAAUGUACAAGUGCUGUUAGCGUCGAUGUCGAAGACUCUAUGUAUUCUUAUUGUAAAGAUGCAAAUAUUACAUUAUUUACUGUUUCUCAUAGACGGUCUCUUUGGAAACAUCACGAGUUUUACCUACAAAUGGAUGGUAGAGGAGGAUACGAAUUUGGAGAAAUUGGAUCAGAUACAGAAAAGUUUGGAUCAUAAAUAUUUUUAUUCUUUCUUAAACAAGAUUAUUUGGUGAAAUAUACGGUUAUAUUAAAUGGCAAUCAUAAACAUAACAGAAAUAAUGAAAACAGAUGAAAUGACGAGCAAAAGAAUACAUAAUAUUUUAUUAAAAUACCAAAUUUAUAUAGAUCUCUUUGUUUUCAAAAGAAUUCAAUAUGUAAGCAAAAAUACCAUAAACAUUAUUUCUACGUGUAUACGUGUAUAAUCAAAACUAUUAAGAAUAGCUUUUAUAUAUUUUUCUAUCCGACUUUUUAUAGUUUUUGCUUAUGAGUAUGUAAAUAUAAUACGAGUACUCUCUUGUUCUUCCAGUUUUACCACGAACUUAUAAAAAAGCAUUAUUAUAUUGUAUAUAGUUGAAGGUUAUAUCGUAAUAAUACAUCGUUGGAAAAUGAUAUAUUUGCUUUGUAAUUAAGUACACCGUAUCAACUUAUUCCAUAUAAAAGAAAUUUAAGAAAUAUAUCAAAUAAACUAAUGAAUAAAAAUAUUUAACCGAAAAAUUGUCAUGGAAUAUAUACUGUAAAUGUCGUGUGUAUAUAUGCACAACUUUAUCUCUGUAUGAAAUAUUUGAUGCGAUAGCAAUCUGUAAUUAUUCUAUGUAUAUCGUUUUAUAUUAAUGUUAUUAAAAAUAUACUUUUAAAGAAUGAAAGAGAGAGAAAGAGAGAGAGAGAGCGAUAUACUGAAUUAUGUACAAAGAUUGUAACAAAUAAGGUGAAAGGAUAAUUUCUUAAAAAGGAUUUUCAAAAAUAAAUAAAAAAAUAUUAUAA
Messenger RNA from Vespa mandarinia (Asian giant hornet), 2921 nucleotides. It is a transcript of the gene Pmp70, whose product is annotated as ATP binding cassette subfamily D member Pmp70. Lineage: Eukaryota; Metazoa; Arthropoda; Insecta; Hymenoptera; Vespidae. Gene Ontology annotation, molecular function: long-chain fatty acid transmembrane transporter activity; ABC-type transporter activity; ATP hydrolysis activity. Gene Ontology annotation, biological process: long-chain fatty acid import into peroxisome; peroxisome organization; very long-chain fatty acid catabolic process. The record is from RefSeq and is a predicted model, not a curated record. Gene Ontology annotation, cellular component: peroxisomal membrane.